Pomacea canaliculata is the source of this 2962-nucleotide messenger RNA. Its product is annotated as putative ferric-chelate reductase 1. The coding region runs from base 200 to 2173 and encodes 657 amino acids. Gene Ontology annotation, molecular function: oxidoreductase activity, acting on metal ions. The transcript has 16 exons. The record is from RefSeq and is a predicted model, not a curated record. Lineage: Eukaryota; Metazoa; Mollusca; Gastropoda; Architaenioglossa; Ampullariidae.
ACACACACACACAGACACACACAGACACACACACUGAGUGUGGGUCAUAUGAGAUGGAUUUCUUCCUUUGGCUCUACCGCUACGUCACCCUGUAAUGUGCCCAGUCACGUGUCAGUCACAUCUCUGCAGUCGCACUGAUGCCAUCGUCUAGUUGACUACUACACUUUGCUGUUUCAGGUGCCACAGAUUUACCCAACAAAUGAACAUCUUAAAGAAAAAAUGGCUGGUCUUAAGCAUGCUUGUGUGUGUCUACCUGGCCGAAAUUGGACACUGUUAUAGCGGAGGUGCACCAGAAGUCGCUUGCAGUUCUUUGAUUCCGGGUCACGGGGUGGGGGCCCAAACCUCGCCUUCGCCCUACAUUUUACAGGUGGAUCCGGAGUUUACACCUGGAAAGAAAAUCACAGUCACUAUAGCUGGAAGGACAGAAGGCACAGCGUUUAAAGGCUUCAUGGUGACAGCCUACUCCCAGGGCUUUACAGUGGGAUCCAUUGCCAUCACUGAUGCAGAGAACUCGCAGACACGAUGCAAUGGGCUCACUGUCAGCCACAAGGGCGCAUCGCCGAGAACCAAGGUGUCGUUUGACUGGGUGGCUCCUAAUGAUAUUGAAGCCGGCACAGAAGUCAGCUUCACCGGAACUGUUGUGAAGGACAGAGAGACGUUCUGGACGAAAAUAACAUCAAACAUCACUAAAGCUACCGCCACGACAGCAUCAGCCACUAACGUCGCCAGCAACGUCGCAAACAACGUCCCUCCCAAGAAUGAUCCCUCGCUCCUGGGGUCCGGAGGAGGGCCAUCCGGGUUUCUGCCGGCUGACCCCAAGUGCGGGGUAUCCAAAGCAUGCCUGCAUCGAUGCACGAAGAACAAAUGUGAAUUCAUCGUCAGCUGGAAAGACAUGGGAAAUACCUUAAGCAUGGAAAUGGCUUUCCGACUCCCAGGCUCUCAGGAAUACUGGAUAGCGGUUGGCUUUUCCAGGGAUCAAAAAAUGGGUGAUGAUAGUGUCACAGAGUGCAUCAUGCGAGACAGCAGGGUGGAAGUCUAUCAGUCAUUCAACGAUGGGGACAACAACAAUUAUUUGGAUAACAAAAGAGCGGGCUUAUCAGAAGUGAAGGGUAAUGUGGAAGAUGGAGUGUUGUACUGCAGUUUCCUUCGCGCAAAGACCUAUCCACACGACCCUCGAGUCUUUGACCUCAAUGAGGACUAUUACCUGUUUGUUGCAACUGGAGAGGCUUUUUCUGGUAACAAACUUCCUCAUGCUCAUGAUGUGUCUCCGCUUACGAGUGAACGUAAAAUUGACCUGCAAAUCCUUGAGAAUCUAGCGGGUGGACAGGUACCCUCAUCGGUGCUCGUGAAGAUCCACGCUAUACUGAUGAUUAUUUCGUGGCUUCUUUUGACAAGUUUCGGCGUAAUGACAGCAAAGUAUGGCAAGCCGUUGUGGCCCAAAUUUUCUCCAUGUGGUACAAACAUUUGGUUCCAUAUUCAUCGGACGACCAUGUUCUUAACGGUCAUCCUAAGUGUCGCUGGCCUCGUUGUGAUAUUUGUUGACAGUGAAGGCUACAGUCGCAUUCCUCACGUCGUCGGUAAAGCAUACUGGCCGAUACACCCACCUCUUGGAUUGCUCGUCAUGGUCCUGACUAUCAUCAACCCUGUCAUGGCACUUUUCCGUCCUUCUCCGGAAAAUGCAAACCGUUACAUUUUCAACUGGUCGCACUGGGGUGUCGGGGUCAUGGCCUGGUUCUUGGCAUCAAUUGAAGUAUUCAUUGGCCUUGACCUCGAGAAAGCACAUGCCCCGAAUGAAUCCAUCUACAUCUUGCUGGCUUGGGGGGUCUACCAUAUCAUCGUUGUCGUCGUCUUGGAAGUUUUGCCGCGUCCCUUGGCUCAGUGUUAUACUACGCUGGCUGAGAACACCACUAGGAAAGGCCGGAGCUACAACCUGGAAAGGGUGCGCACUGCUGAUGGAACAUACGCAGACAACGGUGCCAAUGAGCAAGCCAAACCGCCUGCAGACUCUGCCGAGACCAAGAUCCCUGUUGGAAGCUCCAAACAACCUACUGGUGAUGAGCUGAAAGUCAGACGAGUUAUCCUUGUCUUCCAUUACGGAGUGGUAACGAUCUUCACCCUCAUAAUUCUGCUGGUGACCUUCUUAUACAUGCCACCAAUGCCGGAAGCUGCAUGACCAGCUCCCUUCUACAAAUUCUGGACGCCGUGGAGAGAACAAGAAGCAGUCGAAACAGCGAUCAAAACAGCGAACAACACAAAUUAAAUGUGUUAUCAUACCUAUCUGCAAGGAUCGGCCGGCGAAAGCAGGGAGGGUGGUCAGAAAAACAAUAGCAUGACUUAAUUUUUUAAAAUUUUCUUUGGCUGUCCUUUGCAUCUGCCUUUGUUCAUAUUUUCUUAAAAUUUGAGCACUGAGUCUUAAUAUUUUCCUGCAUUUAUGGAAACAGUUCUUGUUAGGAGCUUAUGAAGGUAGAGGGACAUUUUCCUUGAUUUGGUUUCGCUUAUUUGAAUAAUCACAUGUGUCAUUUUCACUUGGAUGUGGGAAUACUUAUCACUAAAAUAAUUCGCUACCUGUUCCAUACAAAGCUUAAAUCUUAACCUUUAAGUGCUUGCCGACGCAAACGAGGAUAGUUGCCAUCAGGAUGGAUCCUACAGUUCACUCAAUUCUUAGAAACGUACUUUCAAUCAAUGCUGCUUAUCUGAAUAAAUUGCAGAUUGCUGAGAUUUUUCUUCUUCUUUCGUGCAAAAUAGCACAAAAAAAAUCAAAUUACUUCAUAAUGUAUGAUACUACUGAUCGACGGAAUCACAAUUAGUUACACAACAAUAAUAAAUGGGAUUAAAACAAUGGAAUCAGCAACUGAAACGCUUGUGACGUUUUAAAAUUCUAUAAUGUUUCGACAACAAUUUUCUUGGCAAGCAUCAUAUACCCUGUUCAUACCGAUUAAAAAAAGUUACUUUCAUAACUCGA